Molecule: messenger RNA, 1351 nt
Organism: Centropristis striata (black sea bass)
Lineage: Eukaryota; Metazoa; Chordata; Actinopteri; Perciformes; Serranidae
Gene: gdnfa
Product: glial cell derived neurotrophic factor a
Exons: 3
Coding region: 584-1351 (255 amino acids)
Biological process (GO): peripheral nervous system development; positive regulation of branching involved in ureteric bud morphogenesis; negative regulation of neuron apoptotic process
Molecular function (GO): growth factor activity; glial cell-derived neurotrophic factor receptor binding; receptor tyrosine kinase binding
Source: RefSeq, a predicted model, not a curated record
UGUCAGAUGUUGGCGAUUAUAAACAUUUAACGCAGUUGUGGAUCUAACGGCGUUUUAACUGCUUUGAUCAAGACGCAGACGAGAGCUUCUUGCGCUCUGGGAAACAGAUAUUGUGCACCUUUUUGCGCCGGAGACGCUGAUGUCUUCAUUGGACUCCUUUCAGUCGGAGAUGGUGGAACUCUCUCGGAUUUCCAACGUGGAAACGUAGCAUCCAAUUAAUCAGCGACUGCAACUGUACCCCCGUAAGGCGCAGUGGCACUUGGUCCGCUCUCUUCAACACCUACCUUUGGACUCCAAAGUGUGGAAAGACGCAUGGUUUGGUCGCUGCGCCGGAUCGGAGUAUGAAAAACACACACCUGGUGCGGCAUUUCAGCUUUUGUUUCUAUCAGGACAUAAACUGAAACUGAACUCGUUUUAAGGAUUUUUUUUCGGAUUGUGUCCGUUGAGCGAUUCAUGCAGCUGAUUCAGUUUGGGACACUAAAUGAGUCGUGUUUUCUGUUUGGGAUUUUAACACCAACAGUCGAGCGAGUUUCAGGUCUGCAUGGGCCAUAUUUAAGCUUUCUUCAUAGGAACUGAGUCUAAGAUGAAGUUAUGGGAUGUUUUGGCCACGUGUUUGUUGCUCCUGAGCUCUGUUGCUACACGGCCUCUCUACCAAAACACUCAGCCAGCCAAGAGGACUUAUUUCCCCAGCAGCUACAGUGAUUCUGCGUCCCUGUCUGUGGAGGACGAAGAAGAGCCAACGUUCCAGCGUGAAGAGCACAACCUGCAGGAGAUCUCCAUGGAGGAUCAAUAUGACAUCACAGGUCCCUAUCCAGACCAGUUUGAUGACGUAAUGGAUUUUAUCGAGGCUACUAUUGGCAGACUCCGGAGGUCGUCGGGGCCCAGCGGGGGCUCCAGGGGACGGAGGGAGCAGAGGCAGAGGGGAGCAGCAAACACAGGAAGCACAAGAGGCGAGAGGAGAGGACACAACGACAGGAGGCGUGGUCGGGGGCGAGGGGGAAGUCGAGGGGGCAAAGGAGGAAGGGGCGAGAAAGGGAGGGAGGGGAUAACAGUGCAGACCAGAGGCUGCUUGUUAAAGGAGGUCCACCUCAAUGUGACGGACUUGGGGCUGGGAUACCAGACUAAAGAGGAGCUGAUCUUCCGGUACUGCAGCGGCCCCUGUGUGGAGGCGGAGACCAACUACGACAAGAUCCUCAACAACCUCACACACAACAAGAAGCUGGACAAGGACGCGCCCUCUCGCACCUGCUGUCGACCCAUCGCUUUUGAUGAUGACUUAUCUUUCUUGGACGACAAUGUGGUGUAUCACACACUGAAGAAGCAUUCGGCCAGAAAGUGUGGCUGUGUCUGA